Messenger RNA from Scedosporium apiospermum, 1707 nucleotides. RefSeq lists its product as uncharacterized. Lineage: Eukaryota; Fungi; Ascomycota; Sordariomycetes; Microascales; Microascaceae. Gene Ontology annotation, cellular component: membrane. The record is from RefSeq and is a predicted model, not a curated record. Gene Ontology annotation, molecular function: transmembrane transporter activity. The transcript has 8 exons. The coding region runs from base 1 to 1707 and encodes 568 amino acids. Gene Ontology annotation, biological process: transmembrane transport.
AUGGCGACCGUCAUCUCAUCGAUCAAGUACGGUGACUCUUUGUCCGACGCGGAAUCAGUCGAGAAGAAGAACGACUCUACCGUUGAGGUCGCUCCCCUCGGGAAGCCGUUCAAUGACACACGGCGAUUUUUCUGGGAGAAGAAGAUCAAGAGUGAGGAUCUAAAUGCCAUUGCAACGCAGCCAAGUGUCUAUGACAACCCCGUCUUGGCAGAAAAGUAUCAGCCUCGUGCGGACUGGGAGAAUAUCCAUCGUUUUGAUCCCUCUGCGCGAUGGACCUGGGGAGAGGAGACUAAGCUCGUGCGAAAGAUUGACUGGAAGAUCAUGAUAUGGGCGUGUAUCAUGUUUGUUGGCCUGGAGAUUGAUCGUGCAAACCUUGGUCAAGCGGUCUCUGACAAUCUCCUCGACGACUUGAAGCUAACGACGAAUGACUACAACCUUGGUAACACAGUCUUCUUUGCCUCCUUCUUGUCGGCUGAGUUGCCGUCUCAGCUUAUAUCUAAGAAGCUUGGUCCGGAUCGCUGGAUUCCAGCACAGUUGACGCUCUGGUCCAUUGUUGCCGCCUGUCAAUUCAAGCUCUCCGGCAGGACAUCGUUCCUUGCCUGUCGUGCCCUGCUAGGUCUCCUCCAGGGCGGUUUUAUCCCCGAUAUCAUCCUCUAUCUCUCAUAUUUCUAUAAACACCAUGAGAUGACUCUCAGACUUGGAUUUUUCUGGCUGUCCAUGACCGUCGCCGACAUCAUCGCCGCUCUUGCGGCUGCUGGUCUGCUCCAGAUGCGCGGUGUUCUCGGGCAUGAGGGAUGGAGAUGGUUGUUCUUGAUCGAGGGUCUCUUUACUUUGGUAAUCGGCCUGAUCUCGUUCAUUCUGAUGCCACCCAGCCCUACCCAGACCGCCAGUCGGCUUCGCGGCAAGAAGGGCUGGUUCAAUGAGAGGGAGGAGGUCAUCAUGGUCAACCGCAUUAUCAGGGAUGAUCCCACCAAGGGCAGCAUGCAUAAUCGACAGGCCAUUACCCCCAAGCUGCUGUUCAAGAGCAUCUUGGAUUUCGAUCUGUGGCCCAUAUACCUCAUUGGUCUCACUUUCUUGGUACCUGGAAUGCCACCAAGGCAAUACCUCACUCUGUCGCUAAGACAAAUGGGCUUCAAUGUCUUCCAGACGAACUUGCUCACCAUCCCCGCGCAGGUCCUCGGAAUCAUUACAAUGAUGGCUCUGUUAUGGGUCGCCGAACGCUCCAAGCAGCUUCUACUCUGGUCUGUUCUACCCCAGAUUUGGAGUCUUCCGCUCUUGAUCUGGCUGCGCGUGGCAUACGAUCCCAUAAAGUCGAGGUGGACGACGUGGGGAAUCCUCACUCUCCUCAUUGGAAAGCCACUAUCACACGCCAUCCAAGUUGGCCUCGCUUCCAGGAACUCCAACAGUGUACGCGGCCGAACGGUCUCUGCGGCCAUGUACAAUAUCUUUGUUCAGAUCGCACAGGUGAUAGCCAGCAAUAUUUACAGAGCCGACGACGCUCCUCUGUACCGGCGGGGAAAUUCGAUUCUGCUGGGAUUGGUGGCGUACAACACCGUUCUAUACAUAGCUGCUAAACUGUACUACGUGUGGAGGAACAAGUCUCGAGAUAAGAAGUGGACGGCGCUCAGUGAUGACGAGAAACUCAAGUAUCUUGAGAAGGAAGCGGACGGUGGAAGUAGGAGGUUAGAUUUCCGCUUUGCCAGCUAG